UUGAGACGAUCUGUAAUAUGUUGCUGCGAACGCAGUACUAGACGCCCCAGAGCAGCCGGGAAGCCCGUAGGACAACUACAGGUUCAUCGUGAAUAGUGGCUCUAGCUGAGUCUCUUUCAAAAAGAGCUCGUAAGAAUGAGCGCUUUCAGUUUCACCUGCUUGUCGCUCACGUUGGCCUCUCUGGCAACUCUUUCUAACGCUGCUACGUCCUGCAAGAACGAGAAAAAUGCUGAUGUUGACUGGUUCUUCAUGUACAAGCUCCCAAGAGGAGCGCAAGGAAAGGACAAAGUAAGCGUUCCCAGUGGCGAGGAAUACGUGUACAUCGAUUCAAGGACGCCGACAUCCACACCUUACUGGAUGAUGUCAACGCAUAACAUCUUCAAUGCCAGCAACGCACUGGCCAAUACAAUUACUCCUCUCACCACAGCGGAGAAGCCACAGAACCUAGCGUACGCAGUUUACAAUGACCAGCCUCCGUACCAUCUCGAAGAAAAAAAGUCAAGCAAUGGACACACCAAAGGACUGUUCAUCUUCGACGACGAGUCGGGCGUGUGGAUUAUUCACAGUGUGCCGAAGUUUCCCGAGAUGCUCCACAAAGGCAUGUACGUCUUCCCAACCAGUGGACGCGAGUACGGCCAGACAAUUUUGUGCGUCACUUUCCCCACUAGUCAGCUCGAAACGAUCGCCACACACCUGAGACUGCAGUACCCAAAUAUCUACGAUAGCUACGCGCCGGCAUCACUCCGCAAGGGUCGUCCUGCUCUGAAUCUUCUUCUGGCUCGCAAGUUCAUCCGUGAGGCACCAUGGGUUCUGACUGCUUCGCUCAAGGACGUCUCGAACAACCCCUACAUCAGCUUCGCCAAGCACGGCCGCUACAACAGAGACGUCUACUCGGCUGCUGUGGCCAGCAGCCUUGAGUCUAACCUAUUCGCCUCCACAUGGCGCAACGGGGCCGGCGGCAAGGUACCCGCCGAUUGCAACGACACCUACACCGUCACCAACGUCGACGCCUUGCGUUUCAAGAUGAGCAAGCAGCAGCUGGACGUCAGGAACGGCGAGGACCACAGCAAAUGGGCAAUCUCGGAGGAGACGGCAAGGCGAUACGUUUGCAUCGGAACCCUCAACCGCAUGCACUCACAGUACCGAAGAGGAGGACAGACGCUCUGUUUCAAGAACGCCCUACUUCACAAGUUGCUCCUGAGAAGUGUCACGGAGUUCGACAACUGCAGCAUAUCAAAAUGAUCAUUAAGAUCAUAGUCACCGCUCAUAUUAGUUGUUUGUGAAGCAACUAAAUCACAACAAUUACAAGACUCCAGGAUCACGAGAAAUAAAGAGCGUUAUAUGUUCAAACCACCUCCACUAUUUUCUAAACAGACAAAUCACCUCAAAUCAUUUGGAUGAAAUAUGUGGCUA
Dermacentor silvarum is the source of this 1413-nucleotide messenger RNA. RefSeq names its product plancitoxin-1. Bases 136 to 1242 code for a protein of 368 amino acids. Gene Ontology annotation, molecular function: deoxyribonuclease II activity. Lineage: Eukaryota; Metazoa; Arthropoda; Arachnida; Ixodida; Ixodidae. The transcript is spliced from 7 exons. The record is from RefSeq and is a predicted model, not a curated record. Gene Ontology annotation, biological process: apoptotic DNA fragmentation.